This is a messenger RNA of Quercus robur (English oak), 1657 nucleotides long. Its product is annotated as G-type lectin S-receptor-like serine/threonine-protein kinase CES101. Bases 1 to 1488 code for a protein of 495 amino acids. The record is from RefSeq and is a predicted model, not a curated record. The transcript is spliced from 7 exons. Gene Ontology annotation, biological process: protein phosphorylation. Gene Ontology annotation, molecular function: protein kinase activity; ATP binding. NCBI's taxonomy places the organism in Eukaryota, Viridiplantae, Streptophyta, Magnoliopsida, Fagales, Fagaceae.
AUGAAAAAGCUUCCUAAGUGCAGGAGUCCUGAUUCCAAUAUUCAGAUACUUACCUAUUUGUUCGGCAACAGCAGCAAUGGAUUCAUGUUUAAUGAAAGUGACAACCUGACCAUUGUGGAUUGGCAGGCCAAGUGCUUGAACGCCUAUGCAUCUACAAAUGAGGAUGGCGAUGCUGGCUGUGAAAUUUGGAGCACAUGGCCAACACAGAGUUAUAAUUAUACUACUCUUUAUUCUUUCUCACGGACAGUAUACAAUAUUAAUUCACCAAAUGUAAAUCACAGCCACGCAAAAAGAUGGUGGAUAUGGCUCAUCGUGGUGGUAGGGGGAUUUUUUAUCCCCUUGUGCUUCUUAUGCUACACAAAAUGGAAAAAACACAGAGCAAAAGGGGAGAGAAAAAAGAAAGAAAAGAUGCUUAUACAAGAACUUGGAGGUAAUGUAAUACCUUCCCCUGUACAUGACAAAGUGCAGAAGCAAAAUAAAGAUGGCCAAGCUAACCAUGAGCUGCAAAUCUUCAACUUUGAAAGCAUUUCUAUUGCUACAAGUAAUUUCUCAAUCAAAAAUAAAUUAGGAGAGGGUGGUUUUGGACUAGUUUAUAAGGGUAAAUUACCCGAUGGGCAAGAAAUAGCAAUAAAAAGACUUUUGAGAAAUUCUGGACAAGGAUUUGUAGAGUUCAAGAAUGAGGCUAUUCUCAUUGCUAAACUCCAACACACUAACCUCGUUAGGCUUUUAGGAUUUUGUAUUCAAGAAGGAGAAAAAAUACUAAUCUAUGAGUACAUGCCCAACAAAAGCUUAGACUUCUUCCUCUUUGAUUCUACUAAAAAGUAUUUAUUAAAUUGGAAAAAACGCUUCAACAUCAUAGAAGGCAUUGCUCAAGGACUUGUUUAUCUCCACAAAUAUUCAAGACUUACAGUAAUUCACCGAGACUUAAAAGCAAGCAACAUUUUGCUUGAUGAGGAGAUGAAUCCGAAAAUAUCUGAUUUCAGCAUGGCUAGAAUAUAUGGAUUGAAAGGUUCAGAAGAAAACACAAAUAGAGUUGUUGGAACAUAUGGUUAUAUGUCCCCGAAAUACGCUAUGAAUGGUGUUGUUUCGAUAAAAACCGAUGUAUUCAGCUUUGGAGUCCUACUAUUAGAAAUUGUGUGUGGCAAGAAAAAUAAUAGCCACUAUCAGUCUGAUGAUUUACUCAAUCUUAUAGGAUAUGAAUGGAAGUUAUGGAAUGAAGGCAAGGUUCUAGAGCUAAUAGACCCUGUAAUACUAGAUGAAUCAUGCCCUCCAUCUGAAAUAUUAAGAUGCAUUCGUGUUGGUCUCUUAUGUGUACAAGACCACGCAUUAGAUAGACCAACCAUGAUAGAUGUUGUUUCUAUGCUCUCAAAUGAAGCUCUUCAACUUUCUCCUCCAAAACAACCUGCAUUUUUUAUCAACAGAGUUGCAGAAGUGCUAGAAAAUUGUUCCUUAAAUAAUGUCACAAUUUCAGUGAUAGAAGUGAGAUAAAUAUAAAUAAUCCAGUAGUUACGUUUGAAUGUAUUCUUAUAUACACACCUGUGUGACGCCUGUGUGAUAAGGGCUAUACAUGAUUGACCAAUCAAGCAUUUAUGGCUAUAUUAAUGUGUUUAAUUAAUGAGUUAAUGAGAUUUUUAAUAAGGGAUCUACCCUAUAAUUG